Molecule: messenger RNA, 5367 nt
Organism: Schistosoma margrebowiei
Lineage: Eukaryota; Metazoa; Platyhelminthes; Trematoda; Strigeidida; Schistosomatidae
Source: the annotation of a GenBank genome assembly
CCAUCAACUUCCCUGGAGUAAUUGUGACAGAAUGCCUGAAAUACCCACAUUGGACAACAUUUAACAACGGGAACCGUGAAGCGGCUCCAGAAAGUGAACGUAAUGAUAUCGGUCACUUUGUGCAGGCUCAUCUGAAAGAUAUUGGAUACUGUACAUAUAUCUGAAGCAUAUUUCAAUGCCAUCCUCCUGGCGGGAAAGGUUUCAACCAGCUAGUUUCUUUGAAAAUGAGCACUCCUAAUCUACCAAAUGGUACUAUCAGAUCUGGUUUACCUUUUGAGCUAUGUCGUUCUGACUACUCCCUCCCGAUACCGGUCAUAUCACAAGCAUCAUCCUUAGUUUCCGUUCCUAGAAAUGUAUUUAAUGCUUAUCCAUCAACUGCACAAUCCAGAGGCAGUAAUGUCCUACAGAAACCUACCGUCAGUAAUUCAACGUCAAAUUUCCCUUUAGUCACUACAAGUAACAUUGCUCAGUCAAAUGCCAACGCUUUCGCAAAUUACCCAGCAUUUAACAGUAUUUUUCAAACACUUUUACGUGGAACAAAUCCAUCUCAAGUUACCAUUUCUCCCCCAAAUGUCUCAGGUUAUGUUAAUACAGUGGCAGGACCGAAUGGGAAUCUGUUCACUAGUUUUCGACCUACGCAACUAUCUUAUCAGCCGAAUAUUCGCAUCACUGCGCCUGGGAUUAGUUCGUCUGGAUCCACUCAUGGCUCAGUAAACUCAGUUGCAUUGAGGUCAACAAACUGUACCACACGUAACAAUAUCAACUCCACAUCGACAUGUACAACCACGGCCACUACAACUUGUAAUUCACUGACUACCAGUCGUACAGUCAAUCCAUCCGUGGAAUCAUUAUUUGUGUCGAGUAAUUUUGUUUCAGUUUCUGACUCAAUCAAUCGCACACGAAAAUUGGGUGCCGCGGCUUUUGUUCGAUGGGCAGAAGCGUGUACACAGUCGUUCAGAAAGGAGCGGAUUUCUGUUUGGCCUCGAUGCAAAGCCGAUUCAGAUGCAUUGCAUGAAAUGAACUGGAUUAUUUCUCCACCUGGUCUUUUAGGCAUUUAUUCUGAAUCUCCUUUUUUACGACCUGUAGUACUACUGCGCCGUGUUCAGUUUACUGCUCCUGGAAAUGUCAAUCCAAAUAUACCGGAUACUGAUAAUAUGGUCCGUUCUCUGCGUGAAAUGGCUGAUGCUAAAGUAACAAAGUAUCCAGGUUUCGCUCCACAAUUUCCACCUUCCGCAGCUUCUGUAGGUUUCACAACAGACUACAUGACCUAUGUAUUUACCUUAGAAUUGGAGCGUCAAGUUGUCAAACUACUACGUCCUAAGACUGGUGAUCAUUCUGAAUGGAGAGUAGUACUAAGGCUAGGUUGGGCGACGACGGAUUUCUAUGUUCCAAGCAAUGUGUCCUCCAAUGCUGCGUCACAUCGAGCCCUUGUCUUGGAGUCAUUACCUCGUUGCCUUUCUAUUCGUGUCUCCGGUCGACCCGUACCCUUACCUGACCCCAUUUUUCAUGGUGGUCAGGCUCAACGUCUUGGAAAGCGCCUUCGUCUAUCAAUUGAUAUAACAGACAAAGUACUCAUGAAGUGUGGUUCUGCAGUUAGAAACAGAGUUGUCGAUAUUGAAUUAACCUGGUUGCAUGCACCAUUGGAAGAUCAAUCUGUAGGACUCUUAAACUUGGUUGCUGAUGGACUGGUUUCUCCAUUGUUAUGUCAUCUGAUUGGGUUGCCUCUAGUUCAAGUUACACUUGAUCGAGCUUAUUCAGUUUCAGAUCUUCGAAAUACCUUUAAUUUAGAAAAUCCAGAGGCCUACAAAAAUUUCAUCAAUGGACCACUCUUAGAUCCUAUUGAAUUUCCAUCAUUAACAGUAAAUGCAGAUGGUUCAGGAACUUUAGAAGAUCAUGGGGUUUUCGGGGCUUAUGACAAUUGUUUGCCACCGGCAUUCUCACUUCCUGCUGAUAAUACAAAACACGAACUGAAAUCUCGGCUUCAAAAAUCGUCUAACGAUAGUGAUUUAUGUUUUGAAGAUGGUGACGUUGAGCUUGCUGACUACAUCCCUGUGUGCUUAUUGUGUCCACUAACUCGAACAAGAAUCGAUCUUCCUGUACGAUCGUUCAACUGUUCACAUCUUCAGUGUUUUGAUUUACACUCAUAUUUAACAAUCAAUAUGCGAAGACCUCGUUGGUCUUGCCCUAUUUGUAGUAUCUCUGCACCAUUUCGUGACUUAAGAGUAGAUGAAUUUUUUAUGAGUAUUUUGAAGAAUCCUCGUAGUGUUGACGUUGAAUUUGUUCAGUUGGAUGCAAAUGGUGAUUGGCAUUUAAAUAAUCCUAAUGACGUUAGUCCAAAUAGUUCUUUCAUCACGGAAUCUAAUCAAUUAAAAAUUGAACAAAAAAAUGUUGAAAAUGUAAAGGCCCUUAUUACAUUAAAAAAUCUUGAAGCACCUAAUGAAGGAGCCAAAGUGACUACUGAUAAAUUGAAUGAAUCCGAAAGAAACACUGUUGAUAUAAACAAUACAUAUAUGGAAACGGCAGAACAAGUAACUAAAGUUAAUCACAACAAUACUACUAGUAAUAAUGACAAUUGUCAGCUAGAACCUGAGGUAAUUAUCUUAAGUGAUGAUGAUGAAUAUGAUACUAAUAAUAAUGAUACAAAGGAGACGGAGACAAAUGUCCAAAAUGGCAGUAAUGAUAAAAGUGUCAUUCAGUGUCCACAAAAUGUUGAUAAGCUUAAAACCACUUGUAAUAACGGUCAAAAGGAUGAUAUAAAUAAUGGUUUUCCAUGUUUAAAAGAAAAAAGUACUAUCUCAAGUAAUACGCAGUCUACACGAACUUUCACGCUUGAAAUUGAUCUGACAAAUGAUGAUUCAGAUUCUUCUUCACUUUUUGAACCAAAUAACAGAAUAUUGGAGACCCCUUUUACUACUGAUCAUACUGUUCCGACAAAUGACAUUCAGCAGUCGGAUCUUUCAUCUGACUUUAUUCGCACAAGAGAUGAAAUUCGAUUUGGCAAUAAAGGUCCGUUAGUAGUGAUUAGCCCGUUACAGUCUGUAAGUAUUCCUCAUUCUUUGUCUGGCUCAACCGAAGAAAAUGAUUUAAAUUCCCAUUUAGAUGAAUUUAACGCUAUACGUAAUGAAUUGACUAUGGAUCCUAAGCAGAUCUCACGUGCAGACAGUAAUUGGCCUCCAGAACUUGUGCAAACUAUGUUGAGAACCUCUAAUAGUUCCGUUAACAAUAUAAAUCAGUAUGAUAUCAAUGGUUCUAAAUCUGCUUUCUAUCAACGACUAUUGGAAGUAACUGCUCAUCGAGUGAAUCAAACAAUGCUUAAGAAAAAUUCACAUAUCCCCUUAAGAGAUAAUGAAAGAUUGUUAUAUAACAAGGCAUUAUCUCUUGCUUUUGAUGGUGGUGGGUCUAAGAGGAAAGGAAACUCAACUAGACCUAAUAAUAACAAGGUUAAUAGUAAACCAAAAACAUCUAAAAAGGUACUAACAUCCGAUUCUGAAGGUGAGUCUUCAUGUUGUGAUAAUAAACUGUUCAGCCGUGUUUUUAUUAAUGUAGGGGGUUGUAUCGGCAACAUCGGUCAAACUGUUCUACCGUCUAUGGCUUGUGACGACUGAUCCACCUAGCAUGGUAGAAGUCCUCAAGGAACCCCAACUCUUGAAGCGCUACAUAUCACCAGACACAGACGACUUACCUCCAGUCCUAACUAAGGAUGGUGGUGACUUCCUGAGUUUUUUUUUUACAAAGGUUUGGCAGUUAGAGAGUGUUCCAACAUCACAAAAUGAGUCGAUAGUUGUCCCUAUCUUUAAAAAGGGUUCACACCUUUUCUGCAAAAACGAUUGGGGGAUGAGUCUGCUCCCGAUUGGGUCCAAACUAUUGACUUCCGUCAUACUUCGUAGAUUGUUCAAAACACGAAAAAGAUUGACUCGCGAGGAGCGGGCCGGUUUUCUUUCUGAUCGAGGAUGUGCUGAUCAUAUUUUCACCCUCUGCCAAGUGUUAGAACACCGUCAUACUUAUUACAGGCCAAUAAUCGUCCUGUUUUUUGAUAGUAGGGACGUCUUCGAUUGAUUGAACAGGACUGUUCUUUGGGAUUGUCUAAUGAAGAAGGGUGUGCCUGUGAAGUUUAUUAACAUCUUGAAAACCCUAUAUACAAACACAUCAGGCAGAGUAAGGGUAUGCGACCACCUCUCUUCAUUGUCCUAUUCAGUUGUGGGGUUAGGCAGGAUUGCUCAAACUCACCAUUCCUCUUCAACUUCGCUGUCGAUGACAUUUUGGAAACAGCUUUGAUGGGUGUAGGGAAUCGUGGCGCAUAUAUAUCUGGUGCCCCCUUGUACCAAUUAGUGUCACUAUCUUGAAACAUCGAGUUCAAUAGCUUGGACAUGAACUACUGUUAUAACACUCGAGUUUUCUCUGUCUUUACGAAUGAGACGUUAAUUGACCUUAGACGAAUAUCUGCACUAGAUUCCCAUCCAUUGUCUAUUCUACAGAACUUUAACACAACUCACACCAAAAGCACGUGAUUAGCCUGACUAGAACGUAAAUAUAUUUCACACCAAAAACCGACACAAUUCAACCCAAUAGAUCAUUAAUAAUAAUAAGGACAGGAGAAUAUAUAACUCAUGUAACGCCUGUCAAACUAUCUACUAGUCUGACUAAGCAAGUCAGUCAGUCAGUAUCAACGUCGAACUUCGUACGUACGUACAUCAGUUCGAGUUGCCACACCACAUUAGCACAGAGAUGCAGUGGUCAAUUCAAAUCCCGCAGUGGUAGAGGUAAUAAGAGUAUAAGCAGUAAUCGGGAAGAUUAGUGUUUGGAGAUGUUACUUAAAGAGUAUAAUACAGUGAAAUAAAUUUGGGAAGAGAAAAAAAAGAGAUAAGGAGGAAUGAGGAGAUCAAAAUUUGGGAGAACACAAAGAGUGGAUGCACCUGCGCCAUUGCAAACGAUUUCGAGCCAUGUCAUUCAGGUCUCUAACCAUCGGUUGCUAUCAUCUCGCGGUCCCCAACCAGGUAAGCAAACAACUAAUCAUUAUCACUCUCGUCCACACCUACGAAUGUUGUCCCAGAGAGUUCCACGUCUUAAAUUGUUUACCGACGCUGGGACUGGUUGGAAAAAGCCGAAGGAUGGUCAGUGUAUGGCAAGGUUGUACAAGACUGGCUUCUGCUAAUCCUUCAUGACUCCCUGGUCGGAGUUCUAGAGAUGGUGCGACCCAGCGACUAGAGACGUUAUCAGAUAUGACUCAGAAUAAAAGCCAUUAGCGAUCCUUCUGUAACUUUAUUUUACUUUCUUCGUAAAUGUGACUUUUUUAACUGAAGGAAUUCUUUCUGGUCGUAUUUUUCCUAACUGAACUGUUUCUCCCAUUAUUAUUAUUAUUAUUAUUAU